This is a messenger RNA of Oncorhynchus keta (chum salmon), 2500 nucleotides long. Its product is annotated as GA-binding protein alpha chain-like. Lineage: Eukaryota; Metazoa; Chordata; Actinopteri; Salmoniformes; Salmonidae. Gene Ontology annotation, biological process: cell differentiation; regulation of transcription by RNA polymerase II. Gene Ontology annotation, cellular component: nucleus. The coding region runs from base 691 to 2004 and encodes 437 amino acids. The transcript has 10 exons. Gene Ontology annotation, molecular function: DNA-binding transcription factor activity, RNA polymerase II-specific; sequence-specific DNA binding. The record is from RefSeq and is a predicted model, not a curated record.
AAACGACAGCUUGUUCAUUCUAUUCCAGUUGUUCGCCCUGGUGAUACGUUAUACUUUUAGCCAUAUGUAAAUACGUUUUCCCAAUGUUAUAAAUAUUAAGUUGUUUUUCAUUUUAAUCGAGCAAAUUACUCCGGCAUUUCCCCCUGACCGCUCUCGGAAGUCUGUAGACAACACUAAACUUAGCCAGGAUUUCCGGCUCCUUUGCGAUUGCCCCUCUGCUGUUUUGUUUCCGUUUCUUCCAUUUCCGUUUUAAAGUUUUCCAGAUUCUAAGUUUCAGAGUAUAUUUAAAUCGACAUUUAAAUCAGUUAUUCAUUGAACUGUGUUUCUUACAGUCAGUAUAAAUUGUGUAUUUCAUGAGACCGACCCCCGUUUUGCGCGUGUCUCGCCCCUCACAUAUCAUCGCUGAAAAAUAUGCUGGAUAGCUAGCAUUGUAUUGCUACAGUAUUGUACAGCUAUGCUACACGUAUAAUUAACAUUAUUACCGAUAUAUCUUAUAAGUGUUUGCUUUCAGAGGAGUUCAAAUGUAUAAAGUUUAUGUAAUGAUUUAUCAACUAAUGGCCUACAGUAAGGCCUAUGCUUUGGAGAGGCCUCGCCCUCGCGUUAGUACUUUAGCACGCACAUAACUCUCUGCCGCCCAAUGAGAAACCGAGGCUCCCUCAACUGGAAUAGGUUGAUUCUUGGGGUACAGCAAUGUCUAAAAGUGAGACAGAGGAGAUGAUAGAGAUUGAGAUCGACGGACAGGAGAAACAGGAGUGCCUGGAGGAGGGGGUUGAGGAGCAGACCAUUACAUCAGCCGAUCUGAUCCAACAGGACAUCGACAUCAAUGAGCCAAUCGGUAACCUGAAGAAGCUCCUGGAGCCCCGUAUCCAGAUGUCAUUGGAUGGAUAUGAAAUAUGUCUACAGGACAUCCAGCUGCAUCCAGACCACAGCCUCUUUGAUCAAGGAGUGAAGACAGACGGCACAGUGCAACUCAGUCUACAGAUCAUCACAAAGCCAGGCGAGGAGAAGCUGAACAUCCUGGAGAUCGUGAAGCCGGUGGAGACUGUGGAGGUGGUGAUCGACCCGGAUGCGGCAGGGGAGGAGGGCACCCUGAUGGAGGAGGGCCAGCUGAUUGCUGUGGAGCACUCCUCCCUGUCAGAUGACACCUCGGAGCAGGUGACACGCUGGGCCGCCGCCCUGGAGGGCUACCGCAAGGAACAGGUCCGCCUGGGGAUACCCUACGACCCAGAACAGUGGACGGCGGACCAGGUGAUCCACUGGGCCGUGUGGGUGAUGAAGGAGUUCAGCAUUGACGAGAUGGAGGUGGGAGGGAUUCACAUCCCAGGUCAUGACCUCUGUUCCUUCACCCAGGAAGAGUUCCUGCAGAGGGUCCCCAGUGGAGAGAUCCUUUGGAGCCACUUAGAGCUGCUCCGCAAGUAUGUGUUAGCCAGUCAGGACCAGGAGGCCACAGUCACCAUUGACCAACAAGUCCAGAUCAUCCCAGCUGCUGUGCAGACCACACCCACCACUAUCAAGGUACUGAAGCAGAACCGCGGCCCCAGAACACCCCGCAUCUCAGGAGGAGAGGAGCGCAGCUCACCUGGAAACCGUACAGGUAACAACGGUCAGAUCCAGCUGUGGCAGUUCCUGUUGGAGCUGUUGACGGAUAAGGAUGCUAGAGACUGUAUCUCCUGGGUGGGAGAGGAGGGAGAGUUCAAACUCAACCAGCCUGAACUGGUGGCACAGAAAUGGGGCCAACGCAAGAACAAGCCCACCAUGAACUAUGAGAAACUCAGCCGAGCGCUCAGGUAUUACUACGACGGGGACAUGAUCAGCAAGGUGCAGGGCAAGCGCUUCGUCUACAAGUUUGUGUGCGACCUGAGGACUUUGAUUGGCUACAGCGCUGCUGAGCUCAACAACCUGGUGACUGAGUGUGAGCAGAAGAAGCUGGCCCGCAUUCAGCUGCACGGGAUUGGCCAGCCCAUCACCACGGUGACACUGGCCACCUCAGCACAGGACAGCUGAGGGGGAGGGGCAUGGGGCUCCAUGACUGCCCCAGGUAGAAGUUGCCCACUGGCACAAAUCUAGGAUCAGAUUACUGUGACCAGCCCUAAGCGUUAUAUUAAUAGGUGGAAAUGAUGAACAGACUUUAGAUCCAUGUCUAUGGGCAACUUCGUCCUUUUCCUUUUGGUUGGAGAGGUUGUUUUCGUAUUUUAACCAGGGAAGAGAUGCUUGUUGGAGGGAGUGUGUGUGUAUAUGAGUGUCUGAGAGGUGGAGUGUGUUUGCGUAUGCUGGAAAAUCAAAUGAGCUUUGCAUUUUUUGUUCCUUUAUCUGUAGCUUAGUAUAGUUUCCAUUGUAUAUACCGGUACUCCAUGUUUUUGAUAGCCACAAGGGCAGUGUAUUUUCAUAUUUUCCAUUUAUAAAAGGACCAGUUUUGUAUUUUAUUUGAAGCUUUUUUCCUCCUAAUGAGUUGGACCUUUAUCGUCCACCAGGGGAAAUAAAGUGGCAGAUGUUUUCCUAA